CUGCGCAGCAUCUCGCGACCGCCGAACCAAGAUCACAUCUCGCGAAAAGUAAUGAUUAUUUUGGUCCACAUAGCUUAGUUCCGCAUACUCCCGCCGCGGCGCUGUACUAGGAUAGGACGUUAUGUACCUUGUUAUAGACUUAAAACGUAUUAUCAAUGGUGUAAAUUGAAAAAUUGCUUAUGUGUACCCCGGAUUGAGCUCCUAAAGUGUUGUGGAAUUGAUACGUGUGGUUAUUGCGACAAUAGUUACAUUCGCGGUCAGUGAAAACGUUUAUAGUGCGUGUUCGUCGUGAGGUCGUCCAUUUGUCUUGCUUUUGAUGUGCGGGUGGGCCCUUCUGGCUCACCACCACCAGUGUUAGUGAUGACGGUAUAAUUGUGAUGAACCUUACGUACAGAUCAUGUUACAUUCGGACUGUAACUUUAUAUCGACCGCUACUAGUUCGACACUCUCUGUGCUAUCGGUUCGCGAGAGGUCGGAAUCGCUCUAUUAAGAACACGGCGCAUUUAUCGACUUCAAACCUUUUGUUAUGAAUAUAAUCAACCGUAACUGUGCGAGAUCUCGAAAUGUGGAAUAUUUCGAAACUUGCUUCCGUGGGGAGCGAGCGAUUUUAUAUCUAAAAGUCGCUAGCGCUACCUAAUGGCGUUUGGAAAGUUUAUUAUCAUACUAGUUGUCGUCGUGUCGUUCGCUUUGAGCGAUCAUGAAAUCAAAGCAGAAAGUAAAGCGAAGAAAACCGUGGAGGCGGAGAAGGAACAAAGGGCGAGGUCCGCAAACGCGAGCCCUAACCGCGGCUCCCUCCAAAAGCUGUCAGCUAUGAUGAACAGAACAGACGACCGGAGGAAAUCGAGGAAAAACCAGAAUCUGAACAAAAUACUCCAAAUGACAAGGAACCACGAUAACAUGAUGAACGACAACGAGGGAUCGCUCACGAUUAACCAGAAAGCGGUUGCGGUCAACGACACCAAUUCUUUGACGGACAAAAUUAAGUUUUUACGCCGCGAAGGACCCACAUACGAAGCUGUCAAUAAGAAUAAUUAUUUCUCGCAAGCAACCGGCGUGUAUUGUAAUUUUGAAAAUGGCACUAACGGGUCGUUAUUCGACAUUUGCAUGUGGCAAUGGAACAGCACGGUGUCCAAACACGGUUUGGGCUUCAAAGUGGUGACGACUGAUGAUGUCAGGAUAAUGAAUGAGACCACGAGAGGUUUAAAGUUUUCGGGGCCAAAGUCAGAUGCUGAUGGGAACAUCCAAGGCCACUUCCUCUACCUCCCCGUGGACCCCACAAUGGAGAAUAUGGUGAUCAAGUCGCCACCUUUUCGGGGUCUCUGGGAAUUUUGUAAGUUCGAGGCCAAACUCCACCAGAGCAAGAUGCAGAACGCCAGCAUCAAGCUGAUCUCCGAGACCACGGAUAUCCAGUGGGUCCUCCAGGAGAUCACCGGGAAUAACCUUGAAGUGUGGUACCCCAUGCAACUAAUGGUCGGCAAGGUUCAGCAAGAGGUGCGCAUAGUCAUAGAGAUAACGCGACCAAGUUACGUGAGCUUGUCUCAGCCGCUGCCGCACAUAGCAAUUGACGACAUCCGAAUGGUGGAAUGUUUACCUGAACCACCUGUUUUCAACGGGGAGUGCCAGGUCGGGCAGCUCAAGUGUUAUAUUAUGAAGAGGGAGUCUUGCAUCAAGCUGCAACAAGUAUGCGACUUGGUGAAGGACUGUGAUGAUGGCAGCGAUGAGCACCAGAAUUGUGAUAAAAUGCCGUCUGGAUCAUAUUGCAACUUCGAGCAGGACAACUGUGGUUUUGAAGAUAUUCCACAACCAAUCCUGAAAUGGUCUCGGCACAGCGGCCCGACCCCCACAGACAAAACUGGCCCAAACUACGACCACACAUGCGGCCCACAAGACCCCCACCCUACCCAAAUCGUCCCUCCUUUGUCCCCCUCUCACAUGAACUUCAGCCUAACACACUGCCUCGGUUACUACUUCUACGUGAACAUGAAUGUAACCGGGCCGAAUAAGGAGAGGGCUGAUUUUGCGUCCACAGCUAUCAUGAAGACGGUCGUCUUCAAUCCACCGCCUAAAGUGCACGGAAACAUCUCGUCAAGUUACUAUAACUGUUGCAUGAUUCGUUUUUACUACCAACAAAAUGGCCGCAACUACGGCUCGAUGAGUGUGGACGUCGUCGAGCUGACGUCUCGAGGGAACAUCUCCACCUCUCUCUGGUUCUCGACCAAAGACAAGGGAGAGAAUUGGUAUAGAGCUGCGAUAUUUCUGCCUAAUAUCACUAGAAGAUAUUAUCUUCAAUUUAAGACUCGAAUGGGCAUGCGCAUUUACUCUGACUCGGCUAUCGAUGACUUCUCUAUGGCACCCGAGUGUUUCGGCCUCAACAUAGAUCCAGCAGAGUUGGGAGACUAUAACUAUUACGACCCAGUCUUCGAGGAGAAGACCACACCUCAUCCAGCGUUCUCUGAUGAGAUAUAUUAUCGUUUCUCCACCUGCGGCGCCACGGGUCGCUUCGGCCCGAACCAGUCCAUGUGUGACGUAGCCUACAACAACACUCCUGUCGCCGUCAACGUUAUCAAAGAUCCUCCUUACCAGGGCAUUCAAGUGUGGAAGGUGCCCAGUGAAGGACUGUACACGAUAAUAGCAACGGGCGCGUCUGGAGGACUAGGGUCCGCCUGGACGGGAGUCUCACAUGGCGCCCAAGCAAGAGGACUAUUCGAAUUGCAUCAUUCUGAGCAGAUCUACAUGCUGAUUGGGCAACAAGGGCUAAACGCUUGUAAAAAGACGCUCUCGGCCCAAGAAAGCCAGGAAUGUUCUCGAAAGCAGAACGACUCGCUUCAGAUCUUCACCAGCAAAACUCAUGAAGUGAGGAACACACAGGUCAUCGACGGCGGAGGGGGCGGGGGCGGGGCUACUUAUGUGUUCUUGCUGGACAAAGACGGGAUAGCCCACCCCCUGCUAGUCGCUGGCGGUGGGGGCGGUAUAUCUGUGGGGAUCUUCAAGAACGACGGCUCACAACACGCCCGAACUCACACCAAUGCCACUCCAGAAUCAGGAUAUAUGUACGGGAAGCCUGGAAGGACUUCAGGGGCUGGCGGCGGUUGGGUGGGCCGCUCGGGCCCAACGACGCCUGGCUUCGAACUGGUCCGCGGGGCGGCGGUGAGGGAGGGGGGCGCGGGGGGCGCCGCGUGCGUCGGCGGCGCGCACGGCGGCUUCGGGGGAGGGGGCGGCGGCUGUCUGAGGGGUGGGGGGGGAGGCGGGUGGCUUGGUGGUAACACAGUGGAGAGUGAGGGACAGCACGGCGGAGGCGGCUGGUCGCACAUCGACAGCGCCCGGGCUAUAAAAGAUUAUAGUGACGUUACUGUCGCACAGAAAACUGGUCCCGGAGAAGUCUUCAUUAUACCCGCUUUGCAUGACUGCGGUUGUGACUACCGCUGUGUUGCUAUCAACGAACACAGGAGCGAGGUCAAGUGCUACUGCCCUUCCAAAUGGAAGAGCGAUGCUCACGACGCUACCAAGUGUAUACUGGAAGACGCGUGGCAGCACCUCUCCUGGCUGGUGGUCGUGCUCUCCAUCGCAGUUUUCGUAUGUGCGCUGGCUGUCAUAUGCGUGUGUCUGUAUUUGUACAACACAUACCAGCGUAAGAAGGAAGCAGAACUUCGCCAGAAACGUCUUCUAGAACAAGAGGUCCAGCUUCACCGUCUUCGAACGGCCCCUGGAGGCAAUGACAACGCUCUUAGCAUGGCUUUCAACCCUCACUAUGGAAGCGAGAGUUUCCUGCCACAGGGAAUUGAUGUGAGGGGGUUACCGCAAGUCUCCAGAGAAAGCCUGAAGCUUGUCAAAGCUCUGGGGCAAGGCGCGUUCGGCGAGGUCUACCAGGGACUGUACCGGCACCGGACCGGAGACACGGUAGAAAUGCCGGUCGCCGUCAAAACUCUGCCGGAACUGUCCACCGGUCAAGCUGAAUCGGACUUCUUGAUGGAGGCGGCAAUCAUGGCGAAGUUCAACCAUCCUAAUAUAGUGCAUCUUAUUGGUGUAUGCUUCGAUCGACAUCCGAGGUUCAUAGUCCUGGAGCUCCUAGCUGGUGGUGACCUCAAGAAUUUCCUCCGGGAAAGCAGACCCAAGCCAGAGCGAGCUAGCGCUUUGACUAUGAAGGAUCUGUUGUUAUGUUCCCUGGACGUCUGUAAAGGAUGCCGGUAUUUAGAGGCGAAGAGGUUCAUUCACAGGGACAUAGCGGCGCGCAACUGUCUCCUCACGUCACGUGGGCCAGGCAGGGUUGUCAAGAUCGCAGACUUCGGCAUGGCCCGCGACAUCUACCGCGCUGACUACUACAAAAAAGGGGGAAAAGCCAUGCUACCUAUCAAGUGGAUGCCGCCGGAGGCUUAUAUCGAUGGCAUUUUCACUAUUAAGACUGAUGUUUGGUCGUUCGGAGUGUUACUGUGGGAGGUGUUCUCACUGGGUGUGAUGCCAUACACCGGCUGUGCGAACAGAGAAGUUAUGGAAAUGGUAUCGGGUGGGGGACGCCUCGAGAAACCUUACGGCUGUCCUCAAGAGAUAUACAGACUGAUGUGCGAAUGUUGGAACCCGACGCCAAACGAGCGGCCCGCGUUCGCGCACAUGUUCGACAGACUUCAGAGGUUCUUGCAGGACCCAGAGAUAGUAAGUGCUCCGCUCCCAGUGGUGCGGUCGCUACUCCCCCCGGCCGACCAGCCGCCCGCCAACGGGCCACAGCGAGCGCCGGCCUGCGACUACCUGGUGCCGAUGUCUCCGCAGGACCUUCCUCUACCGGACGCUAGCUCAAUGGAUCAGCUGGUACUUCAUAGCAAACCGCCAACGGCGGCGGACCAACAAGAAACGGAGGAUUCACAAUAUCCACCUCUACUGAAAGCAUCACAAGAAUAUGGCAACAUUCCAAUGGCGUCGAACGGCGCGGGCGCAAGGCGCGCCGAUGUUUCCGCUAUUUCCGCCGCAGAGAAUCGGACCACCACAAAGUUUCUGCAGUCUAAUUCCACAGACAGACUGUUGAGUUCAGUAGAGGGCGCGUCGAUGGAUGAAGAUUCAGGCUCUGAAGUCGACGAUAAUCCUGUUAUUUGGGAGACCUCCUUCACCGAGCAACCAGCCGCUGUCGGCAAACAGAACGGAGAGAGUGGACCUGCUGUCGAUAAACUAAUAAGCAUUACACCGACAUCACCAAAGCCGCCUGAGAACGUUCUAUCAAAAGCAAUAGACGCGACAGUCAUAGAUAAAACUAAUCAUAAAAACACAUUAGUGCCAGAGAGGAAGACUGCACCCAUCGCAUCCCCCGAUCCACCCAGAAUCGCAGCCUGGGCAAACAAAGAACCCCCAAAACUAGCCCCUAAAUUAAAACCCCUAUGUCUAGACGCCGCGCAAUUAGAGCAAAACUUAAACGAAUUAAAAAAAAACAGCGGCUCAGUCAAUUUGAACAAAAUGAACAUACUGCCACCUUACAUUAACGUAGUUACACCUAAUAAACUAUCCGAAUCUAAAACUAUACAGAUAGAUCCGAAGAAAGCUGUCAUAGACGAUCUACAAACUCCAAAAGAAGAAGUUAAAGAGGAAAAGACGAAGUUGAAACAGUCUAAUUCAGCUGCUAGCUUGCUUAAUGGCCCCUUGACUGAUGUCCCUUACGCUGAUAGUGACAACGCGUCUGCGUCAUCGAGUUCGGGAAGUAAUGUACAAAAUCAAAUCAAUAAACAGAAUAACAAUAAAAAGAAUUACUCAGAAGUGGUAAUCGCGAAUGACAGUAUGAGUAAAAGUAUAAAUAAACAGGGUAGCAACGGCGGGGAUAUUGUUGGCGACACAGAAAUAAGCUGUUAAAUUGAUUUUUAUUUUGAUGUACUACUGAUUCUGGAUCGUAACAUGGAAUAUAUAACAUCCUAUUGAUGCUGCAUUAAACGCUUGCUAUAGGUACGUAUUUCAUUUCAUAAAAAUGAAAUAUAAAAGCACAAGUUACACGAAACACAACAAGAUUGUGUUAAAUGCGUCUUUAAUUUAAUGGCUCUAAAAUGUAAUUCUGCAACAAUUUUACAACAAAAAAAAACGCACAAAUUUGCGUAAUUGCAGCGUGCAAGUACAAUCGAAUUUUUAAUCAAAAUGUCAUACCUAUACAAUUUUAAAAGUUAGGUUAUGUGUGCUUAUAAACGAAAAUAUCGACGCCGUCUAUGAAACUGAACAGUCUGUGAAGGGGAAGUGAGUGAUUUACCGCCGCCGUGUAAACGUGACUAUAUUAAUAGUGAAAAUAAUGUUAUUUAAUUUAAGUGUAAAUAUUAAGUUUUAAUAAUUAGAAACUACGUAAGCGUAUUCAUAGGAUAUGAGGACUUUGAUUUUCGAAGUUUGUAUUUUUGUCGGUUGUACAAAAACGUUGUUUUAUUAUAAUGAAUAUUUAAAAAAAAUAGUAGAAAACUUUAUUUUUGUGGUUAUAAAACGAUGGCUUCCUGAACGCUUGUAGUGGAAAAUAGUUGAUUAUUGUUGCUCAAUACGCUCAAAUAUUUUGCAAAAUGUUAGUUAUAUAAUUAGUGAAAUCUGUUAGUUUUUCUACUUGCGAUAGUGGCGCCAAUUUUAUUUGCCAUAAUGUUUUAUAGAUCUCAAAUAAUUUCUGUCUUUUAGUUUUCUAGAUCAUUUCUAUUAUUCUAAAAUAUCAACAAUACUCAUUUAUGGAAAAAAAAAUAGUAAUUUUGUUUACGGACCUUAUAUUUUUAUUUGUGGAGAUUAAAAAACAAAGUAAAAAGUAACAUUAAAAUAAUGUCUUUUAUUUUUCAAUAUUGUAAAAUAAGAUGGGGUUAAAAAAAUCUAUUAAAAUAGAUUCCAUUUCAGUUGAAAGGAUUAGAAAAGUCUCCAGAGCUGUCAAAUAAAUCAUCGACGUAAACAAAAUUUGGCGCCAUUUUCAAGACUCGGUUUCAGAGUUGUAAAUUUUGUAUUCGGCUUCGUAGCAAAAAAUUUUAUUGAUACGUCAGGCAUCGAGAGAAAAUGUACAAUUUUCAAUAUAACUCUAUACAUAUUGAUGAAAACAAACGCACACAGCAAAAUUUAAACAGCUUAUAGAAUAUCUUCGAGUAAAUGUAAGGCAAUCGAACGAAUUAAUGGGAGUUAUUGAAAUUUUCUUUGGCUGGUGUUGUGUCACGUGACCGGUUUUAAUUCAUCUAAAUAUGCUUUUUUUUUUUUUCAAAACUAUUCAAGUAUUUAAAUAGGUACAAACCUAACUUACCUGUAACAUGUUUUGCUUAUUCCAAUUUUUUAAGUUAAUACGUUAUCAUUUUCCAUCAUGAUCCCACCGGGGAUCGAACUCGGGACCUCUCGGUUCAGAGGCAAGAACAAACUGCGCCACCGAGGUUGAGAAGAUAAUACAUUGUUGGAUUUUACGGUAUUCCUUUUCAUUCAAACGUUUACCAAAUCGGUCCCAAGGCAGACUAGUAUAAGUAACAUAUUCUACCAGUUUAUAUCAGUGUUUGAAGAAAUUAAUUUGAAAACAAUUCUACUCCACUUCGUUCCCUGAACGUAUAGACCAGAAAAAAAAAAAAUCUGUAAUGACAAAUGACAGGGUGGUAAUAAAAAUUUUGUUUCUAUUUGCGCUUAAAGAAAUAAGCAGCAUUACGUUUAAAAUAAGAAUAGUGAUUCAAGUUUAUAACCAGUAUUUUAUGUACCAUAAACAAAUGUUGCAUUUGACCCCUAUUAUUUAGAGGGACAAAUCAAACUUUUUUUUUUCUUUUUAAAAAGCACUCGCAACCGAAUCAUAAUUUUAUGAAUUAAAAACAAGCGCGACACACAUCAAGCGUUAUUCCAAAAUUAGAUUCGUAAGAUAAGACGUAGCAACGCUUAAAAUGUUUGUAAAUAAUAUUUAAAAAAAUGUAGUGAUUUGUGUAAUUCCGCCCCAAAAAAAAAACAUUUAUACACUAUAUAAAAUAAACGUUAUGUUUAAUAGUCGUAAGUCGAAAUUAAGUUGUACUAAAUUCUAUGUGUGUUGGCAGAAUAGUGACAUUGCGUUGUUGACCCAUUCAUUUCGCCCUCCUAAACACUAAAAAUAGAUUUAUUAUAUAUUAUAUGAAUUUAAAAACGUGUGUUAACCACAUAAGAGGAUGCUUUAAUUAAAAUAAGAUAGAUUAAGGGGACAUAGCGAAUAUCAUUUCAAUUUCAUUUAAUCAGAGUAGUGCCGAUAUUUGUUUAAUUUUAAAUUUGAUUAAUUAAAAAAAAAAAAAAAAAUUUUUAUUUGAUUAAUUUCAUUGGGGCAUGAAAUGACAGGGUAAAUGGUAUUAAUUGUUCACGAUAAUAUUUUUUCAAAUCUCAAAUAUCGAUUGGCAAAUACCAAUGUCUUACUAUAAUACAAUAUAUGAAAAAGUUAAAUUAACCCCUAUUUAACUUUUUCAUUGGUUCGAGGCCUACUUUUUUGGAGUUGUAAUGAUUUUCCUAUACAAAUAAGUACAAGGAUAGCUUGUGACGUCAAGUUAUGUAUAUUUGCCUUUGAAACAGUGGGCUCAAAAUCAUAACUGCAUCAAGAUACAUGCAGAUAUAACUCGGAAUUCAGAAAAUAAUUGUUGUGAAGUUAUUUAUGAAGAAUAUAAUGAAGAUUGGUAUUUGUUAAAUCGAAUUUGUUUUAUUUCACUAUUAUAUGUCAUCUCUUAAAAAUAAUUAUGACAAAAACUGAAUCUUAUCUAUCAUUUUAUGUCUACAAUUAUCGAAACUAUUAUUUUAAUAUUUUAAAAAAAUAUGUAUACACUUUUGGAUUCAAUUGAUCUUGAAAAAUGUCUUUUAACACAAAGAGUAAAAGUCUAAAUUGCAUACAAAAUGGCAAAAUGGCAUUGCAAUAAUUAUUUUUUCUCCAAAAAUGACAAUAAUACCUCUUUAUACCUUUGAAAACCGUCAUUAUAACAAAAACCCCAUUUGUGCAGUUAAAUUAUUUGUCUGUUCGUUAAUUAAAAAAAAAAACUUGACACUUAAUUUAUCACAUGACAUUUUUUUUUCUAUUUUGAUAAAUGUGCCAAUUUUUUUAAAGAGCAAUGCAAGCAAUUUAUUUAUUUAUUAUAUUUGCAAGUUCCUCUUAUAACAUAGGGUUAAAAUGUAAGCAAAAUUUUAAGUUUUGUACGUUUCAACUGAUAUGAACUUGAAAUUUUUAUUUUAACGAAUAACGUUUGAUUGUCACUUCUAUAAAUUUGCUCAAUUUAGAAUUAUUAUUCUUUUUGAAUUUGAAGAAAAAUGUCUUCUCUUUAAUUUUUUUAAAUUAAAAAAAAAUGAGAUGUGGUUGUGACGUAAGUUUAGCUAUCGGGCGAAACGCGAAAAGAUGUUAAAGUUCCUUUAAAAUUGAAGCGAGUGACUCUGAAAUGUUAUUCUCAUAUUUUCUCAUAUUCUUAUAAAUGAUAAAAAGAAAUUUUGAGUAUUGAAUUUGAAACAACGAAAAUUAAAACAUAACGACACAAUUUUUUUUUAAAGUGCGAAAAUUAAGUUUGUCUGCAAAUACAAGAGCCCUUUUGUAUACCAAAGGUCUAGUGUGGUAUAUAUAUAUAUACCACAUAUAUAUAUAUAUAUAUAUAUAUAUAUAUAUAUAUAUAUAUAUAUAUAUAUAUACGCUACGUAAUGGAACGCACGUUUGUAUAUGAUACCUAAAAGUAAAAAUACGAAUCGCAUGUAAAAUUUAUAAAAUAACAAUAAAAGAAAAGUGUAAUUGAUAUUCAAGAAUAAAGUCAUUAAUAAUAAAUGUACAUUGAU
This is a messenger RNA of Plodia interpunctella (Indianmeal moth), 9705 nucleotides long. It is a transcript of the gene Alk, whose product is annotated as Anaplastic lymphoma kinase. The record is from RefSeq and is a predicted model, not a curated record. Gene Ontology annotation, biological process: multicellular organism development; cell surface receptor protein tyrosine kinase signaling pathway; regulation of neuron differentiation. Gene Ontology annotation, molecular function: protein binding; transmembrane receptor protein tyrosine kinase activity; ATP binding. The transcript is spliced from 29 exons. NCBI's taxonomy places the organism in Eukaryota, Metazoa, Arthropoda, Insecta, Lepidoptera, Pyralidae. Gene Ontology annotation, cellular component: signaling receptor complex; plasma membrane. The coding region runs from base 637 to 5826 and encodes 1729 amino acids.